Molecule: messenger RNA, 1531 nt
Organism: Heteronotia binoei (common prickly gecko)
Lineage: Eukaryota; Metazoa; Chordata; Lepidosauria; Squamata; Gekkonidae
Product: ankyrin repeat domain-containing protein 31-like
Exons: 8
Coding region: 123-1448 (441 amino acids)
Source: RefSeq, a predicted model, not a curated record
GAUUUCCCCCUCAAGUUUAUGCGAGAGAAUUCACCUUAUAAUGGCAGAGGCAUUCCUGAGGGGAGGGUGAGGAAGAGAACAGGGAAAACAAACAAACAAAAAGAAGAAGAAAAAAGGGAGAGAUGGGCGAUUCUUCUGAUACCGAUAGUGAUGAAACAAUAAUCGAGGGUUCAGUGUCUGAAAGCGACCUGGAAGAAGAGGCGCUCCACGUUAAGAGGUUAUCUUUAGUUACUAAGGAUGUGGUAUCAGCAACACACAACAUUGUUACAGAAAUAAAGGACAUAAAUGAAGAAGAACUAUCUCCAGAGAUUCAGCGUAUUUGUAGAAACAGCACUUGCACAGAGAUGCUGAAAUAUCCAGAGCAAAUUAUUCUGCAAUAUUCUGAGGAUGAAAAGGAAGAAUCUCAGUCUCUACUACAAGCUGGGAUAACCUAUCCAGUCAUCUCUGCACAUAUUUGUCAGACUGAUUGUUCAUCAGCAGCUGUGGUACAUGGAGAGGGAAGCCAUUUUACUUGUUUAGAUUCUGGGAUGACUGAAUUUCUGGAGACAUCAGAAAAGAAUGUUCUGCAGAUAUUAAAUGUUGACUCUUCAGAGACGUGCCUGUGUUCUGGUACAGAUACAGUAGAAGUAGGAAGAGAUUCAGUACUAAGAUGUACAGAGAUAUCAGGCAUUUUUCAAAGUAUCACAAUGACAAACAAGAAGGAUAUGAUUAGAAAUGAUCAAGCUCCUGAAAUAUUCGCAUCUGAUUUAACUGAAAACAGAAUCAUGGCUGAACCAUCUCAAGUUAAAGGUGUAAGAGAGAAACUCAGUGAUUUUGACUCUCAGAUGGUAAGCCCUGCGGCUGACAUGCUGGAAUACCAGAUUUAUGUUUAUAAUAUGGAUAUGGAUGCUUCUGCAAAUGAGGAAAGCAAUGCCCUGCCAGUUGAGCUUCUAACAGCAGUGAACUCUAUGUCAGGAUCUUUAGUAGGGUCUGAUGACCAAGCAGUGGAAAAGAAAAGUGUGCACAGCACUGGAAAGAAACAAUCGAUACUGGACCAAACAGAUGAUUGCUUACAAACAGCAGACACCAAUUCCAAGCCUAAAUUACAUUUGGAACAGCAUGAAGCAACAGAAAUUUCAAUGAUAACUAAGUCAUCAUGUCAUUCAGAGCCUGACUGUAACCAGCAUACCUACAAAUUAGUCUUUUCAGAGGAUCAGAGCAUCAUGUCUUAUAACAAAUCAACCAUUUUAAAUGAAACCAGUUCAUCUGAACAAACUAUUCAAGAAACUUUGCAUACAGUAAGGAGAUCAGCCAGGAAAAGAAGAUACUUUACUCAUGAUUGUGUAUAUGCUACUUUGAAUGGUCACAGAUUUCUAGAAGGAUUCCAUCAAAAGAAACAAAGUUAUAAGGCUCAAAAAAGACUCCCUGCUAAGAAUUAUGAGUAUGAUAUGCAAUUUGAUUAUGGCUAAUGACGAUAACACUGAAGAUAAUUUAUCCUAUAUAAAACUGAUAUUCUGAAAACUACAAUUCAUAAAAUCAAAGCUGGUCAUUA